CAGGUGGCGCGCUCUCGAGUGGCCACAGUCAAAAUGGCUUCCGAUUGAUCCGUCGCGUCCUCAUCGCCACGGCUUUUUCUUCUUGCGUCUGGCCAUGUAAUUAUUGCGAUUCGACCCAUCCGCCGCGUCAAAUUGUUCGAUCCGACGUUCAUCUCCCAUGGUGUAAAGCGUGGACCGUUUUUUGAAGCAACCUUUUGCUUCGAAUGACGCACCGCCUGAGUAAAUAAUUUUUUUUGAAACUACAAUUACAACAUCGCAGUUUCUAUGCGAUCAUUUAUAACUGAGUCGCCAUUCCACUGUGACGUCUGCGGAAAAUAUUUUUCGAGAAAAGACCAUUACAAGAAUCAUGUCAUGUGGCAUACUGGAGAAACCCCACAUCGGUGUGACUAUUGUGCAAAGACGUUCACUAGGAAGGAGCAUCUCAUGAAUCAUAUAAGACAUCAUACUGGGGAGACACCUCACCAGUGCAAUUAUUGUGCAAAAACAUUUACGAGGAAAGACCAUAUGGUUUAUCACGAGAGGCAGCACACCGGAGAGACGCCGUAUCCGUGUCAAUACUGCCCAAAGGCCUUCACGAGGAAGGAUCAUCUUGUGAAUCACGUUCGCCGUCAUACAGGCGAGUCCCCUCAUAAAUGUACUUAUUGUCACAAAAGCUUUACCCGGAAAGAACAUUUGACCAAUCACAUUAGACAGCAUACAGGUGAAAGCCCUCAUCGAUGUCAUUACUGUACUAAGAGCUUCACUCGUAAAGAACAUCUAACAAACCAUAUUCGUAUUCACACAGGUGAGUCUCCACAUAGCUGUGAGUACUGUAACAGGACUUUCACAAGGAAAGAACACCUCAAGAGACACGUUAGACAACAUGUUCAAGGCUCUGAGUACAACUGUAUUAUUUGCGCUACCCCAUUUUCAACGAAAGAACAUCUUGUUGAGCACAUGCAGUCUCAUCCUAGAGACCGACCGUACGUAUGUACAGAAUGCGGGAAAUCGUUUCCUUUAAAGGGUAACCUUAUGUUUCACGCGAGGUCACAUCAGAAAAAUGGUCCUGUUGAAAGGCCUUUCAGAUGUGAUCUUUGCCCGAAAGAUUUCAUGUGCAAAGGUCACCUUGUCUCUCACAGACGAAGUCACACCACCGGGAAAAGUAAUUAUGCUCAAUUUUCUUUCGUUGAAAAGAGCAAUGCAUUUAUGUUAAAGCAACUGAUUAAAGGAGAAACAAGCGAAAUGACUGCACACAUCGUUCACAGUCCUCCGACACCUCAACCACUUCAUACAGUAUCCGUCGCUACACAGGUCGGUCUCCCAGUCCUUGCUUCGGCUCCCAACCUUCAUAUGCAAGCUCCACAUUCUCUUCUCACCGCUGUCACAUAAAAUCCAUUUUAAUCAUCAUUGUUGUACAUAGACAGAAAAAAAAAAGAAGAAAAAAAAUACAUUUUCACCUUAUUUCUUUUCUUAAUAUGUUACUGAUGUUAUACAAUUUUUAAUUCUGUAUUUUGUGUGUAGAAUGGCAUGUAGAAAAUGUACACAUAGACAAAAUGUUGCAUAUACGACAAAAUACAUGGUGAUAUCUUUUUUGUGAUUUACUGUUCAAAAAGAUAUAAACGAGAAGAACUAAUGUACUUAUGUUUUUUGUCUCUGAUAGUGAUUCAAUGAAUAAAUUAAACAUUUACAAAAAAAUUAUUUUUAAAUAUCAUAUGCUUUUAUUAUUUUUUUAACAUUAUUUUGUAAUCUUCUUCACAUAUUUUUAACGUUUUUUGUCGUAGUGUUAAUUUUUCAACAAAAUAUUCGCUUUGUUAAGAAUUAAAAAAAAGUGAAAGAAGUUUGUAACUGAUUGUGAAAUAGAGAAGCUAAAGGGCAGAAUUUUUAUAGUUACCGCCUGGGAAAUUUUGUCACAAGAAAAAAAAAAGAUAAAAAAGAAGCUUUUGUGAGUACAUAUAAUUUAAUGACAUUAUUUUAAUAUGAACAAUUUUUAUUGAAAAUGUAGGUUAAAUGUCGUAAUUUGAUAAUGGGAACACAAGAGGUAUAUUGUCAUAGAUGUAUAGUAGAAUAUUUAUAUAUACAAAAGUAUAAAUGAAAAAUUAUAUUGCAGUACAUACAUAAAAAGUUUAAGUAGAUAUAUAAUUGUUUUUGUUUUUUUAUUUCGAGAUGAGAAUUAUUGUAAAGUGCUCCGUUUCUUUUAACUCUAUAUAUAAUACAUAUAUUGUAUAUAUUAUAUUUUGUGUUAUAUUUUAAUAAUAGCAAUACUUUUUUUCCAAUUUUAAUGGCAGAAAUAUUAUUAAAUUGAAAAAUUUUAUAUUAAUUUUGUGAUUUGUAUUUGAACUUAAGUGUUCUUUCUUUUUUCUCUUUUUUUUCUUUAUUUUAUACAUAAUAGGAAUUAGUACAAACUAGAAUAUAUUAAUAUUUGUAUGCUUUUACGCAAACAUUAAAAGAUUGGCUGAUUUCUAGGUGUACAAUUUAUUGAUAGUAUAUAAAGAAAAAAAAAUUGAGACAUACUUUCCUGUUAUGUUAGUGGCACAAUAUUCAUAGUGUACAAUAUAGCUAAAAUA
This is a messenger RNA of Cimex lectularius (bed bug), 2543 nucleotides long. Its product is annotated as gastrula zinc finger protein XlCGF8.2DB-like. The record is from RefSeq and is a predicted model, not a curated record. The transcript has 2 exons. Gene Ontology annotation, molecular function: DNA-binding transcription activator activity, RNA polymerase II-specific; RNA polymerase II cis-regulatory region sequence-specific DNA binding. Gene Ontology annotation, cellular component: nucleus. The coding region runs from base 265 to 1368 and encodes 367 amino acids. NCBI's taxonomy places the organism in Eukaryota, Metazoa, Arthropoda, Insecta, Hemiptera, Cimicidae. Gene Ontology annotation, biological process: regulation of transcription by RNA polymerase II.